Austrofundulus limnaeus is the source of this 3825-nucleotide messenger RNA. It is a transcript of the gene dpy19l1l, whose product is annotated as dpy-19-like 1, like (H. sapiens). The record is from RefSeq and is a predicted model, not a curated record. Gene Ontology annotation, molecular function: mannosyltransferase activity. Gene Ontology annotation, cellular component: nuclear inner membrane. Lineage: Eukaryota; Metazoa; Chordata; Actinopteri; Cyprinodontiformes; Rivulidae. Bases 128 to 2341 code for a protein of 737 amino acids. The transcript is spliced from 22 exons.
CACUCAGGUAGUUGGGUAGAUUCGAGGACCAGAUAGGAGCGACGGUGGAGCUGUUCAGCUCACACCCGCUUGCUCUCGUUUUUAGCUCGCUUCCCCCCCACCUAAAGCCCCCUUCCCUCCGGCAGCCAUGGUGGCUAAAACCCGAAAACAAACAGGGAAGAGUCCGGCGAACCAGACCGACCGCGACAACAAGAACCUUCACGUUUCAGCUCACAGCAAAAGUAACAUCAGGCGACCAGGCAGGGAGGGCAAGGCUUGCUCUCAUCCGAACGGGCUUUCAGUCAUCGGACACAAGCUUGGGCUAACUUGCUCCUCGGUUCUGAAGCUGGGAAUCACUUUUCUCCUCGCUGUUCUGUGUGGAUAUUUACACUGGUAUCACCUCUCCCAGCUGUUUGAGAAUGACAGGCACUUUUCACAUCUGUCCAACCUGGAGAAGGAAAUGGCUUUUCGAACAGAAAUGGGUCUUUACUAUUCCUACUACAAGACGAUUAUUGAAGCGCCGUCUUUCCUGGACGGCCUCCACAUGAUCAUGAACGAUCGUCUGACGGAGCACCCUCUGGUUAUUAACACACUGAAGAGAUUCAACCUUUACCCAGAGGUGGUCCUGGCCAGCUGGUACCGUAUGUACACUGGYCUAAUGAGCUACUUUGGAAUUCCCACAAAAAUGUGCUGGUCUAUCAACAGAGGGGAGGGGCUGUCUCCUGUGGACAGCUGUGAAGGGAUGGGGGACCCAGCCUAUUUCUAUGUAGCCUGUGUGUUCCUGCUGAACGGUGUGAUGAUGAGCCUGUUCUUCAUCUACGGCGCUUACCUCAGUGGAAGUCGACUGGGUGGAAUUGUUACUGCAGUGUGUUUCUUUUUCAAUCAUGGUGAAAGCACUCGAGUAAUGUGGACUCCACCYCUGAGGGAGAGCUUUGCAUACCCGUUUCUCGUUCUUCAGAUGCUUCUUCUCACCUACAUCCUACGGACACGGAACCCGAGCAGGACAGCCAUGGUCGCUCUGGGCAUCUCUAAUUUGUGCUUCAUGCUGCCUUGGCAGUUCGCCCAGUUUGUGCUGCUCACUCAGGUAGCUUCUCUGUUUGCAUCGUACAUCCUGGGUUACCUCGCUCCUGCCAAGAUGCAGUCCAUCCUUGUCACUCACAUGGUCACACUGGGGGUCUGCUUCAUCCUGAUGUUUGGUAACUCCAUGCUUCUCACAUCCUUUUAUGCCUCCUCGCUCAUUUCCAUCUGGAUGGUCAUUGCUUUGAGGGAUCUAUUCGUUCAGGUGUUCAAGCCUGGCGUUGUCUUCUGGGUUAUGCAGGGUCUGGCUUGGGUCGGCUCCACGGUUCUCCUAAAGUUUAUGCUGUCCACAGUCUUUGGCGCCUCUGAUGAUGCCCACAUCAGUGGAUUGAUCAAGUCCAAGUUUACGAGUUACAAUGACUUCCACACUCUGAUGUACACGUGUGCUGCUGAGUUUGACUUCAUGGAGUUUGAGACACCUGUUCGUUACCUGAAAACAUUACUACUUCCCAUCAAUUUGCUGGUGGUUGCUCUUAUUACCGGCAGGACCGUUCAGGAUAUCCUCCGGUAUCUGAGACAAGGAGCAAAAACAUCUGUAAAGACUGAAGAUGAGGAUGAAGCUGYAGGCUCUGAAAUAGCUGCGAAAGGAGAGCUGGUUUACCACAGCUUACAGCUCAUUGCCUUUGCCCUGCUGGCCAUCCUGAUCAUGCGCCUGAAGCUCUUCUUAACGCCCCACAUGUGCAUCAUCGCRUCACUGAUCUGCUCCCGACAGUUGUUUGGGUGGAUCGGCGAGAAGGUCAAGCACCAGGCCGUAGUUGUUGUAGUCUUGGCCAUGAUGGCCGUACAGGGGGUGGCCAACCUGCAGGCGCAGUGGGCAAUCAUCGGUGAGUUCAGCAACCUGCCACAGGAGGAGCUGCUGGACUGGAUCCAGGAGAACACUCGUACAGACUCUGUUUUUGCAGGAGCCAUGCCCACCAUGGCCAGCGUGAAGCUUUCUACUGGUCGACCAAUCGUCAACCACCCCCACUACGAGGAUGCUGGUCUCAGAGAGAGAACCAAGCUGGUCUACUCGAUGUACAGCCGCAUGUCUGGAGAAACAGUGAAGAGGAACCUGAUGAAGUUAGGGGUGGACUUCUUUAUCCUGGAGGAUUCUUGGUGCACCAGGCGAACCAGGCCUGGGUGCAGCAUGCCAGAGAUUUGGGACAUUGAGGACCCUGAAAAUGUUGGUAAAAUUCCCUUCUGCACCCACAUGUCCAGGAACUCACGACCAUACUUCACCACAGUCUUUUCCAAUGACAUUUACAAAGUUCUCAAAGUUCCCAAAACCUCCAAAGAUCUUAGAUAACAUUGUUGGACUGAUCGAAUGCCAUCAAAUUUGUUUUAGCCAACAUUUCUUGUUGUGUAUUUGUUUUAGUGGUCACACACUUCUAUUCUGCUUAUUUCUGAAAACUCAACAAUUCAUCAAGUGGAUAAAUGUAGGUAAACAUGGCAAACAGGAUAUGCCAUUAGUAAACCGAGGCUCUGACUUCACAGCUCCGGAUUUGUUGCUUACUGGUCGUUAUUUUUGCAUCCAGACAGUGUUGUAAUUAUUCUCCUGCUGGUGUCCAAGAGAAAACCAAAAGGUGCCAUAUCGCUUGGUUUACUGUAGCUUGUUUCAUUGGUUCUGUUACCAAAACACCUUUAUAAGUUUACAGUUUGCUGUUUUUAAUUCUUGUCCCUUCAGAAGUGAAGUUUGUGAGUGAUGUCCACAUACUGUGAAGCAAUACCUUUACAAGCUUGACAGAAGUUAAUUUCCUCUAUUGUUAUGCAGUGUUGAGCUCUGAGAGGAUUUUUCAGUAGUACAAUAUUUUUUUAUAAUUUAUUUGUGUCAUUUUUGUGCAACUUCAAGAUUUUAGGAUGUCUUAGUCUUUGUGUUUGGAGACUUUUAAAUCUGAUACAUAUCAUACAGUGUUGGUGUCUCGACUGAAUUUAGUCAAGAAGAUUUUAAGCUUACUUUGACACAAGAAGUCUCUUCUUAGUUCUUUUGUUAUGUGGAAGUCUUUUAUAGUCAGAUAUAGUUAACAAAUGUAAAUAUUUCCUCAAACUGCCCUCUUACAACUCUUUUAUAAACUUGUUUUGUAAAAUACUGACMUUCAGCCUUUAAAAGGUUUUUAUUGUGCUUCUUGAUUUGUUUUGUUUGUUGCCAAAGGAAGUCUUGUUAUAAAGCUGCAUUUUCAGGAUAUUUGAGCACAUUAAUGAGRUGUUGUCUUUUUAUUUUUAUUUUUGUUUGGUUUUGUUUGAAGCAUAAAUUUGUGAUUUCUGUAAAAGCCAGUCCAAACUGUUUGUAGCAGUGAAAGUUGUUGUUUUGUCCAAGUGUUAUCAGCCUCAUUCAACAGAUUCAAAUGAUAAAUUAUGGUUAAAUGUCUUAUAAUUUGUUAUCAAAAUUAACAAGCGUUUUCAUGUUGCACAUGUUUCCAGACAUUUAUGUCAGCUUAGACUCAAAAUAACUUGAAUUUUAGUUUGACUUUAAAGUUAUAGCUUUAAAAUGAGUCAAAUUGAAUUUGUUAUAGUGGAGCAAAAACUGCCUUGUUCUAGUGUUCAUUUUUAAAAUUUACAGAUGCCACUGAAAAUAUAAUUUUUUUGGACAGUAAACAUGUAAACGUACAAUUUAUGUAUUUUUUUAUAUAAUUGCGUAAGAAAACAAGUCAACUAUAAAUGUUUUUGUACAAAGAUUUUAACUAUUGGUCAAACGAGAAAGUGGACUGUCUUAUUUCUUUGCACAUUUAUUUCUUAAACCAGGCCUUGUGCUUAGCAGAAGAAUAACAGAAUAAAAAAAGAAACAGACACUCA